This is a messenger RNA of Scleropages formosus (Asian bonytongue), 1490 nucleotides long. RefSeq names its product ras-related protein Rab-7b-like. The record is from RefSeq and is a predicted model, not a curated record. Gene Ontology annotation, molecular function: GTP binding; GTPase activity. The transcript has 6 exons. NCBI's taxonomy places the organism in Eukaryota, Metazoa, Chordata, Actinopteri, Osteoglossiformes, Osteoglossidae. Gene Ontology annotation, biological process: phagosome-lysosome fusion; endosome to lysosome transport. The coding region runs from base 466 to 1062 and encodes 198 amino acids. Gene Ontology annotation, cellular component: phagocytic vesicle; late endosome; lysosome.
GGGGCAACACGCACCCUGCAGACGCGCGCGGUUGGAUUCGAACCCAGGGCACGGGGGCACCCCUCACACGCCGGAGCGCGAGUCAACCCGAAGGGUGUCGACGGACUCGUGCGACCGAGCGGUGCGCGUGUGUCACGUGCGGCAGAGCUCCAGCGUGAGCAGGAGACACGGAGGACGCUGCAGUGAGUCAGUGCAGUGAAGGAGUUGCCCAACGACAGGGUUCGAGGGGGAAGCAAGAGGAAGCAGCAGUUCCGCGCACACACGCUCGUGCGGGCGUAGCAUAGCGAACGGUUGGGCCUGUCUGAGCAGCACCAGGGACAACGAGACGUGUGGACGUGGAGAGCGAGAAGGACAGGAGAACGUUGUGGGUUCCGGGUGCGAGGAGACACACUGCGAGACGAAGCCGUGGUGCCGUGGUCGCCGUGGUUGCCGUGGUUGCCGUGGUCUAGCCCAGUGCCGGUUCCCAUGAGGCAGACAGACCUGAAGAUCGUCAUUCUUGGAGCACUCGGGGUGGGAAAGACCUCCCUUUUACACCGGUACAUCCACGACGUGUUCUACGAGGACUAUCGCUGCACCCUGGGAGCCAGUGUCCAGCACAAGAGUGUAAAUGUGGAGGGACAUACAGCGCGGCUACAGCUGUGGGACACCGGGGCUCAGGAGAGGUUCCGCUCCAUGGUCUCCGUGUUCUACAAGGGGCUGGACAGCUGCAUUCUGACCUUUGACCUGACGGACAGGGACACCUUCGUCGAGCUCGAAAGCUGGAGGCAGAGCGUCCUGGACCAGAGCCGCACGUCAGACGCAGGCUUACCCUUCAUCGUUCUAGGGAACAAGACCGACGUUAAGGACAGACAGGUGAGCCGUGAGGAGGCGCGGGCUUGGUGCGAAGACAGGAACAUGGUCUACUUGGAGGUCAGCGCUAAAGACGGCGUCGGCGUGCAGCAGGCGUUUGCCACGGCAGCUGGUCAAGCGCUCGGCUGGCACAGGGAGAAGCUGCUGAGCUGCAUGACGGACUCUGUGAAACUGGAGGCAGACGGUGGCAGGAAGAAGGGCUGCUGUGCGUAGAAACCAAAGACCCGGUGGUCCAAAAGCAAUAAGUGGACAAAGUACUGAGGAGGACGAGCUGUUGUAAAAACUGGGUAAAAAAAUGCCUCCAGGUUACAGCUGGAAACCACCCUGUAGUCGGGUGCUGAAUGGGACGGAAGGAGGCUAAGUUGACAGUUUACAAAGUAUUUUUUUACUCUCUUACUCAUAGUAAUGUACAGCACAUAUAUUACUUUAUAUUUGUGUAUAUACAUAAUGUAUAAAGGCCAUGGCUGUUCUAAGAAAAAGACUACCAUGAAAUAUGUGUGAAUUUGAGCGAUUCACUCACUCUCAGAAUUUCACAUCAGCGCGACAACAUGAUGGAAUGAUGCUCUAUGUAAGGAGUCGCGGUUGCGCACGGUGAAACGUGAACCGCGUCGUGUCCACUCCUCCUUCGCAGCACGGCGACU